This is a messenger RNA of Meriones unguiculatus (Mongolian gerbil), 1224 nucleotides long. RefSeq lists its product as uncharacterized. The coding region runs from base 234 to 845 and encodes 203 amino acids. The transcript is spliced from 2 exons. NCBI's taxonomy places the organism in Eukaryota, Metazoa, Chordata, Mammalia, Rodentia, Muridae. The record is from RefSeq and is a predicted model, not a curated record.
CCAGAACGUUUCCCCAUCAAUAAUGUUGAUACCAUCGAUGUGCCUGCUCCCCGCCCCCGGGGCGCCGCGACCGCCUUUUUGCCGCUCUUUGCUCUGCGCAGGAAAACGAAACCUCCUCUACUGCCCUCGUAGCCCCGGCCUGAGGCCUGGGACUGGAAAUUUCGGAAGCUGGGGCUUAGCCAGAGCGCUUAGGGACCACCUCCACCUCUGGAGUAGGAUAAUCAACUGAACCAAUGGAGCCCGAAAGGGAGUCGGGGGUCCACACAAGGCUUCAGCUCUACCCCACACCGGGGUCAGACUGGACCAUAAUUAGGAAACUUUAUGGGCAGAAGAACCAGGCCUCAUGGAAGGCCUUCAAGCCAUCACCCCUUCCUAAAAUUGGAGCUCGAACAAAGAAGCCCUUCCCUGGGAAUUUAGCUGUGGCCGCGGCCCUAGGCCACGGCCUUUGGGCCAUCCAACUCACCGAGGACAAGCUAGACCUCAGGAAACCCAGGCGAUCCAGUGGAGGGAACAGAGACACCCCUCCCGUCCACCCCCCAAAGGCAGUUUGCACAACUGCUAAGCGCCUCUGGUCUUGGCUCUCCGGAGGAACCUGCAAUCCACAACCUAUCCUCGGCGUGUCCCAGCGGCAGCCCCCAUCCGCGGCUGGAAGGGCUCGACCCCCAGGAGCGCUCCGGCCUGGAGGUGUGCGGAGCGUGCGGAGGGACCCCAGCCGUGGCACCUCACUGGCCUUCGCUUUCUCGGUCCGUUCAAAAAUAAAAAUUAACCCCCCCAGUCUGCGUCCAUUUUUAUUGAUUCAAUUAUGUCUUCGCUCUGCGGCACGCGGUGCCUCGCCAGCUUGCUGACACUUCGGCGACCGCACCGGCGAACCGCGGAACUUGGGCGCGAGACAAUGGCCUGUAAUUGAUGUGUCGCCACCAACAAUAAAGACCAAUUCUCCACUCCCGGCCAUUCCAACCGUCCCCUUCCUCCCAUCCCCCUCCUCCUCUCAUCUCUCCCCCGGCCAAAGGGAAAGAAAACAAACAAGAAAUUAGCGGGGGAUGCCGCUUGCACAGCCGGGCGCCCGCCUCUACGUCGUCGGGGACUGAAAAGAACGAAAAAAGUUAUCAAAGUUUAGAUACCUCCAAUUAAUUCGUCCCUGCUCGCCCGUUUUUAAUUAAACAGCGCAAAGCAGUUUUUGCAUUUUCGUUCGUUUGUUGUGUUUGGGGGGAGAUCCCCCUCCAC